CGGCGGAGCAGCCAAUGGGAGCGCGGGAUGGGCGGCGGCCGGGGUAUAUAAAGCACCGCCCCACGCGGCGCGGUUCAGCCUCACCUGGGGACGCGGAGCGGAGCAGCGGGCGGGAGCGGACAGCGGCACACGGGCAAAAUGUGCGACAAACCGGACCUGUCCGAGGUGGAGAAAUUCGAUAAGAAGAAGCUGAAAAAGACCAACACGGAGGAGAAGAACACGCUGCCCUCCAAGGAGACCAUCGAGCAGGAGAAGGAAUGUGUGAAGUCUUCCUAGAGCGAUGGUCUGGCAGGAAGAGCCGCCACUCGAUUGGUUUUUGUUAGCUUGUUCUUUUUCCUUUUCUAUGAAUUAAAUCAUCCGUUUUUUUUGUUGGGUUUUUAUUCCUUUAACUUCCAUCAUGUGCACGUCUAAAGACCAGCCGUAUCUGCUAACCCACUGCCCCACCUCGCUGGCAGCUUUGGUGAAUGGGGGACACAAAACGUGCCCCCCCCCCAGGUCCAUCAGCCCAACCCCAUGGGUGCUGCCCAGCUGACCUUGCUCUGAUGCAGGGGCUGCAGAGGCUCGUGGGGGCAGAGCUCUGCACUGUGGGGGAGCAGCAUCCUUUCUGGCCAGCCCGUGGCCUCGGUGUGUCUCACAUCCUUUUCACUGCUGGUGUUCUGUAGCCUCACUCACUAUUUGUCUUCCUUGGGGAAAAAAAAAUAAUGAGAAGUUUAUUAUAAAAUAAAACAAAAGUAUAACGAC
This is a messenger RNA of Coturnix japonica (Japanese quail), 741 nucleotides long. RefSeq names its product thymosin beta-15A homolog. Gene Ontology annotation, cellular component: cytoplasm. Lineage: Eukaryota; Metazoa; Chordata; Aves; Galliformes; Phasianidae. The record is from RefSeq and is a predicted model, not a curated record. Gene Ontology annotation, biological process: actin filament organization; regulation of cell migration. Gene Ontology annotation, molecular function: actin monomer binding.